GCCGUGUAAGGUGUUAGUAGUUGGCUUUCGUCUGUGUUUUUUGUUUUUAAUGCAGGUGUAUUCUCGGGAAAUGGUUAAAGUUGUCAAAAAACUGAGACAAAACCUGUUGUAGAAUGGCGACAGUUUCCGCGUCUGUUGUGCAGUACGGCAGGCGAAAAGGGAGUGACAAAAAUGUCACAUCACUGGGUACGAGAGAUGGGGCAGAUCUGCCCGUGCGUCUCCCGGAUCUCCGCCAAGUCAAGGUUUUGCCCAAAGCGGAGUGGCUCAGGAUUCAAGACAGCCUCCACAGCGUGAACAGGGAGCUGGAACUGAUCCAGGAGAGGAAGAAGGAGCGAGAGGCUCUGCACCAGCGCUCCAAAGAAGUGGUGAAAAACUGGUCUAAUACCAUUGCUGGUCAAAGGCAAAAGAAGAUUGAAGCCAAGAAACUGCGAGAAGAAAUUGAAGAAGAGGAGAAGAGGCAGAUUGAUUUGGAAGAGGCUCAGUACCAAGCUGAGAGGAGAAAGGAAGCCAUUGAAAAAGCAAAGUCCCAACAGUAUUACCAGACGGACCGAGUGAAAAGAUUUCAUAGUGCUCUCUUGCUGACUGAGAUUCUGAAGGAGAGGGAAGCCCAGAUCGAGCUGAAGCAGAAGAAGAUGAAUGCAACUAAAGACAUGGACAAAGACAUAAUGGCUCAGAUUCUGCACCAGGAGGAAGAAGCUAUUCACCAGGAUCAGCAAAAGGCACUUCAAAGAUUUCAUGAUAGAAAAGCAACUACAGACAAGCUGAUGGAGCAGAUAAAAGAGCACGAACGUGCUAAAGAGCUUGAGAGGCUGACGGACAGAAAAGAGGGAGAAGAAAUUCAAAAGAUGACGCGACUAUAUGAGUGGGAGAAAAGCAUACUGGAACAACAGAAGAAAGAAGAAAAGAGACAAAUAAUGAAAGCUCAUAUGGAUCACUUAUCCGACAGAGACAUCCUAAGAGCAAUUGAAAAGCAGAAAGAAGAAGAGGAGGAAGAGAGAAUCAAACUAUUUUCCUCAGCAAAGCAAAAAAUGCAAAAAAUGAGGAAAGAGAAGGAGGCAGAACUGUUUAGGGACACCCAGCAGCAGAAGGAACGAAUGGUUGAGCUCCUGGCUGCUCAGCUCCAGCAGAAGGAGAGCAGUGAGGAUGAGGUCAUUGCCAGGGCUGUGGCUGAGCGGGAGGCGAAGCUGGAGAAAGAGUUGAAGGAAAAGGAAGAGAAAAAGAAGGCUGAACUGGGAUCCAUUGCUGCUCACAGACAAGCAAUGAGACAACAAAAGGAAGACCAGAAAAAAGAAGAGAAAUUGAAAGCUCUAGAGAUGCUUUAUGCCAAAAAAGAAGCCGAUAAGAUAUUUUUGGAAAAGCAAUGGGGAAAAACACAGAAGAUUAAAGACGAAAAUAAAAAGCUACAAAGCCUCUACAUUCAACAAAUGGCUGAAAAACGGGAAAAGGCACAGCUUGCCCAGAAAGCACAACUGGAAUAUGAAAAACAAACUGCAGCUCUCACUGCUGUAGAGGAGCAGCAGUUCCAAGAAUAUGCAAAAGAAGUAACUGAUGCAGCAGCAAAAGCUGGAAGAAAUACUAACCCACUCCAGAAAGCAGCCACGGCGGGCCUUGGUGGUGGGCUUGGUCCUGUUUUUGGAGGUGUAAGACCCAGUUAUUUAGUUCAGGAUGAAACUGGAGUCCAGCUGCCCAAUUAUAAUCGCAGAACCGCUCAAGAAAUCAAGGAAAUUUAUGAUGCAGGUGACAUUCAGCUAGCAAAGAAAAGACUAGGCUUUACAUGGUAAAAUUCUGAGGAAAAAUGCACGUUUGUUGUCAUUUAAAAAAAAAAAAACAAAGUCCCUAAUCUUCCAAAGCUGACAAAAGAUUACAAAUGAGCACAACUGGCUAAGGGUACUUGUACCAGUUUUAAUCUAAUUUGUAUUUCUACAUUUCCUUUAAAAAUAUGUAUGCAUAUCUUUUCUUGUUUUUCCUGUUUGAUGUAACAAGUUUUGACCUAGUCUGAUAAUGUACAAUUAAGAUGUACCUUAAGUGUCAGAGAUCAGAAAUAAAGACUUUACCAGCUUCAGGAAA
This is a messenger RNA of Lepisosteus oculatus (spotted gar), 2067 nucleotides long. It is a transcript of the gene cfap210, whose product is annotated as cilia and flagella associated protein 210. NCBI's taxonomy places the organism in Eukaryota, Metazoa, Chordata, Actinopteri, Semionotiformes, Lepisosteidae. The record is from RefSeq and is a predicted model, not a curated record.